Molecule: messenger RNA, 488 nt
Organism: Prorocentrum cordatum
Lineage: Eukaryota; Dinophyceae; Prorocentrales; Prorocentraceae
Source: the annotation of a GenBank genome assembly
CGACUCGAACACAUGCCGAUCGAGUGGAUCCAAGCCACCUACCAUGUGCUCAUGCGCCUAGCGCUGCGCCGCGAGCUCUCCAUCAACCACCUCGAGGCGGCGGCGUACAGGCGCGUGCAGAUGCCGAGCAAGCACGAGGUAGUCUUGUCGAUGCAGUUGACAGCGAAGUUUUACGGCCAGGAAGCGGCGACGCUUCGCCAAGAGCACGCACAGCAGAUCCAGGCAGGCCAGGUGGUGGCAGAGCUCGAGGAACUCUGCUGGCUCAAGGGGGGGGAGAAAGGCCAGCUCAACCACGCGGCCCUGAAGGAGUACGAGCGGCAGAACAAGCAAGAGAAACCAGACAACUCCAAGCUGGCCGACAAUAUCCUCCACUGCCGCAUGCAGACCACCCACUCGGGCGAGUUCGUGAAGGUGCGGCUCGCCGUAGAGCCGAAGCAGAUCGAGCAAGUGUUAGUCGACUCCCUCGCCCAGCUCGGAGGCAAGCACAC